AGCCCCCCCAGGACCCCUUCCUGGACCACUCCCCGCUCCCAUAAGCGCCCCCCCCGACCCCAAUGGCCCCUGGUCCCACAGACCCCCCCGGUCCCACAGACCUCCGAGCACCCCAUACCCUCCUGACCCCAUUUGACCCCCCCAGCGUCCCAUAGCCCUCUGACCCCAUUUGACCCCCCCCAGCACCCCAUAGCCCUCUGACCCCAUUUGACCCCCCCAGCGCCCCAUAGCCCUCUGACCCCAUUUGACCCCCCAGGACCUCCCCGGCCCCAUAGGACCCUCCCAGCCACACAGAAGCCCCCGAAGUCUCCGUGACCCCACAGCCCCCACCAUUACCCCAUACCCUGGAGGACCCCCCCAGGACCCAAAGACCCCCAGCGCCCCAUACCGCGCUGACCCCACAGACCCCCCAGGACUCUCCGCAGCCCCACAGAACCUGCCCGGCCCCAUAGGGCGCCCCAUACGACCCCCCCAUAGGACCCCAUACCCCGGAGGAGCCCCACGAGCACCAGCAGCGCUGCCAACCCCAUCGCGGGAAGUGGGCGGGGCCAACGAGGGGGGCGUGAAUACCACUUUUCCCCUGAGAAGGACCUUAACCCUACCCCCGAACGUGUGAUUUUGGGGAGAAAAGCGGCGUUUUUGGGGGGGAGAAAACGUCCCAUUUGCUGGAUAAAGGUCAAUACGGCUGGGAGAAAACGCCGCAAUCUUCCAGUUGGAAAGGGCCUCCAGAGACCACUGGUAUCCUCUGAGAGCUCUGAGCUGCCGCAACAAUUGGAAGCUGGCUUCAUUUUUGGUCAUCCCCUGCAGCAGAAAAGCUCAGACAGACAAGACAACCGUGAUGCUGGAUUUCCUUUGGCUUCAAAUCUCGUUGAUGGGCCUGGAGAAGAGGAGGCGGUGUGGUGACUUCAUUGCAGCCUUCCAGUAUACAAAGGGAGCCUCCAAACAGGAGGGCAGUCGAACCUUUACAGUGGGCGUGGGAACAGAGGGCAACUCGCUGAUGGGAGUGAUGGUGUCCUGCUCGGAAGUGGAUGUGCUGGGUGGCAGAAGAGGAUUCGUGGCCGAGUGUGGAAAAUCUCUCUGCUCCUUCCUGAAGGCCGCAAUCUUCCAGUUGGAAAGGGCCUCCAGAGACCGCUGGUAUCCUCUGAGAGCUCUGAGCUGCCGCAACAAUUGGAAGCUGACUUCAUUUUUGGUCAUCCCCUGCAGCGGAAAAGCUCUAACAGACAAGACAACCGUGAUGCUGGAUUUCCUUUGGCUUCAAAUCUCGUUGAUGGGCCUGGAGAAGAGGAGGCGGUGUGGUGACUUCAUUGCAGCCUUCCAGUAUACAAAGGGAGCCUCCAAACAGGAGGGCAGUCGAACCUUUACAGUGGGCGUGGGAACAGAGGGCAACUCGCUGAUGGGAGUGAUGGUGUCCUGCUCGGAAGUGGAUGUGCUGGGUGGCAGAAGAGGAUUCGUGGCCGAGUGUGGAAAAUCUCUCUGCUCCUUCCUGAAGGCCGCAAUCUUCCAGUUGGAAAGGGGCUCCAGAGACCACUGGUAUCCUCUGAGAGCUCCGAGCUGCCGCAACAAUUGGAAGCUGGCUUCAUUUUUGGUCAUCCCCUGCAGCAGAAAAGCUCUGACAGACAAGACAACUGUGAUGCUGGAUUUCCUUUGGCUUCAAAUCUCGUUGAUGGGCCUGGAGAAGAGGAGGCGGUGUGGUGACUUCAUUGCAGCCUUCCAGUAUACAAAGGGAGCCUCCAAACAGGAGGGCAGUCGAACCUUUACAGUGCAGGGACGCUUCCUGAGGACUUGCGGUAUAUGCCGGGCGGUGGUUUGGGCACAAACUCCAUUUGAAACCUGUACACGAGGAGAAGACAGUGAGCGUUGGGACGCAGCACUCCACUAAUGGCUGUUGCUCUCUCUGAUUGCCUGCGGACAGGCACAUUUUCAUUCUGCAUUAAGGCAGCUGGUUUCUAAAGGCUGUAGCAGGGUCAGUUGGGAUAGGACCAGGGGAAAUUGUUUCAACCGGAAAGAUGGAAGAUUUCCAAUGGAUAUAAGGAAGAUGUUUUGGACAGAAAAGUGGUGAGGCACUGCAACGUCUUGCCCAGAGAGGUGGUGGCUGCCUCGACAGGCAUCCAAGGUCGGGCUGGACCAGGCUCAGAGCAGCCUCAUCUGGCGGAAAAUCCCUGCUCCCUGCAGGGAGUGCACAGUGUGGGAGUAGGUGCCCUUUCAGGAUUCCUACCAGCUCAAAUGAUUUGAUGAUUCUAUGCCGUAUGCUCGUGGGCAGGACUGGGACAGCCAUGGACACAAGGAACAAACACUACGGAAUGAGAGCUGGGCAGCUGCAGCAAGCAGCAGCUGCAGCCACCAACAUACUCACUCGGGAAAGACGACAAGGCAGCCAGAGAGCGCCAGGGAGGCCACCGGUGCCGCUCGGGACGCCACCAUGUCCAGCAGCCAGGGGGCCUGCAGGGGAGGAACAGGGAGGAUGUGAAACAUCCUUGUGACGGCUGAGGCCCUGGGGACACGAGGAGCCCAAGGCAGGGAGAGCUGACGGCCCCGCAGCACUUGCACGGCCCGAGCAGCUGGCCAGGUCCUUGUGGGCCGUGCGCGGGCACAGCAAGGGUCACGGGACUGCCCGGGCCACGCAGAAACCUACAGCUCACCUUGAGAAGAGCUCUUCUGAAUUUCUCUUUGCCUGACAGCUUCUCGAGGAA
This is a messenger RNA of Gallus gallus (chicken), 2690 nucleotides long. RefSeq lists its product as uncharacterized. Bases 839 to 1879 code for a protein of 346 amino acids. Lineage: Eukaryota; Metazoa; Chordata; Aves; Galliformes; Phasianidae. The record is from RefSeq and is a predicted model, not a curated record. The transcript has 11 exons.